AUGUAUAAAAUGGAAUAUUCUUACCUCAAUUCCUCUGCCUACGAGUCCUGUAUGGCUGGGAUGGACACUUCGAGCCUGGCUUCAGCUUAUGCUGACUUCAGUUCCUGCAGCCAAGCCAGUGGCUUUCAAUAUAACCCUAUAAGGACCACUUUUGGGGCCACCUCUGGCUGCCCGUCCCUCACUCCAGGAUCCUGCAGUCUCGGCUCUCUUAGGGACCACCAGAGCAGUCCAUACGCAGCAGUCCCUUACAAACUCUUCACCGACCACGGGGGCCUGAACGAGAAGCGGAAGCAGCGGCGGAUCCGCACCACGUUCACGAGCGCGCAGCUCAAGGAGCUGGAGCGCGUCUUCGCCGAGACCCACUACCCGGACAUCUACACGCGCGAGGAGCUCGCGCUCAAGAUAGACCUCACCGAGGCCAGGGUGCAGUCAAGCAGUGGUCACCUGAUGAGGUCCAGUGACGAGGCUCUCCUGCGCAUCCCUGUAGACGUGGUGCAGAAAUGGAGCAUCUUAUCCUCUUCUCCACCUGCCUCACCUUGUCCAGGAGAGCGGGCACAAGGCUGCCUCCAAGAGGAGCGAGUUGAGUCCCAGCUCCUCUAA
Messenger RNA from Tinamus guttatus (white-throated tinamou), 600 nucleotides. NCBI's taxonomy places the organism in Eukaryota, Metazoa, Chordata, Aves, Tinamiformes, Tinamidae. The record is from RefSeq and is a predicted model, not a curated record.